AUUGGCAACCCUGCAUGUCAUAUGAUUUUGUAGUAGUUUGUCACGGGUUAGAAUUAUUGAGAGUUUUCACAAAAUGUUGGAGUUAUUGAUCAGCCUUCUUUUUAUAUCGUCAGCGUAUGGGGCUGGCGAGUUCUCUGUAUUGCACAGCCCAGAAAGUCUUACAUUCAAAGGCCACGAUCACGUGAGGGAAAGCACCCUCAAGGAAGUGUAUUCUGCAGCACUAGGCUUCUCAACAGAGCACUACUCCAACUGGCAGGGACUGUAUAUCGAAAAUCCCUUUGACCUUCCCGAGGCAAUUGUAACGGUAAGUGUGGACGGUGUAGCUGAUAUCGGACAACAAACUGGACAUCACUACCCCCUUAGAACUGAUGAGGAAGAAGUUGAAAUAUAUCAGUCUUUGGAAAGGAGGAUUUCUGAACGGUUCCCGGAACAGAACACCAAUUUGGUUAGGAUAGAUCUUUCCAACGGUUUAGACGAGGUGAAGAAGUAUGCAAUAUUCGAGGAAAUCAGGAGUGAAAACCCUAAGCACGUCAGUCACAAAUCCUUAAAAUUGGACGUUGAUGAAGAUCGGCAGUUUUUGAAGGAAAUAACUUUGCUUCGUGAGAUCACACGAAAGAUUGAGCAAGGUGUUGUCAAGCAAGACCAUGUACCCGACGUCUUCUGGUUUAGGGUGUCGGCACUCCACCCUCUUUCUGACUUGCAUGGAGAGAAUUCUACGGAAACUACCGAAGCCAAGCAAUUGCUGAAUGAGGCCAUUCUCAGAUUGAAGGAUGCUUUUGUGAAAGCAUAUGAUGACAAAGCCCUUGUAAAUGUCAUUACCAGCGAUGCCAGUCAUACCAGAAGGACUAGGAGCAUCUUACAAAUUAGUGCUAAGGCAGACGAAGAGACUGAUAAGGUAAAAUACAACUUAGCCAGCUACUACAGCAAAGACUACCCCGUAAUCUUCAACAUUAUCCUCUGGUUCGGCAUCGCCAUGUUGUUCUCGCUCAUCGCCAUUUGUCUAGCCAUCGGGAACAUGGACCCAGGCAGAGACUCCAUAAUCUACCGUAUGACAAGCACCAGAAUGAAGAAAGACAAUUAAAUUCUUCAACGGAUAGUAAAUGUCCCAAGUUUCGAUGUAAAAACUAUAAAAAAGAACAUCAUUUCGUGUAAUUUGUCUAAUUUGCCACCCACCAUAUUUACACCGUACAGAUUUUCCUUGUACGACCAACACUUGAAGUAUUUUAGUAGUUUAUAGGAUGUACAUAUCGCUUCGUCGGAAGUAUUGUUUUCGUUGUAAAUUCUUAUUAAGUGUAAUUUAUUGUAGGUGUUGGUUUACGUAGCGUAUAAAUAUUACAUUCCCUGUGAUGACACAAUAAAUAAUUAAAGUACA
Molecule: messenger RNA, 1372 nt
Organism: Anoplophora glabripennis (Asian longhorned beetle)
Lineage: Eukaryota; Metazoa; Arthropoda; Insecta; Coleoptera; Cerambycidae
Gene: ATP6AP2
Product: renin receptor
Exons: 5
Coding region: 74-1081 (335 amino acids)
Biological process (GO): positive regulation of Wnt signaling pathway
Cellular component (GO): external side of plasma membrane; membrane
Molecular function (GO): signaling receptor activity
Source: RefSeq, a predicted model, not a curated record